AUGGACCGACCUGGGGUUCUCCUGGAAGAUAAGGCUCUGGCAGAAUUCGUUGGUGUCGAUGAAGUGGACUCUGACAGUAGUAGUGAUACGAAGGUCGAGGGGGAGGAGCAAUUCAAACCCAGCACACCUGUGCGUGGGGACAUUCCCCAUCCGGCACCUAAUCCGUUCCCCGAACGUAGUGCCGCGACUACUCUAACGGCGCUGGGAGCAAUGUCCCCCAUGGAUACAUCCGUUAUCACUAACUCGCUUGACGAGGAGCAACAACGCAUGCUUAAUCAAGCGGCAAGCGCACGGUGCAAGUCAGAAGUUCAGACAACGUUGCAACGACACAGUGAAUAUACGUUCACUGAACCUGGCGUGGAAGAACUCUUUUGUCAAGCGUCACGCCAUACGUUGGUGACAUGGGCCACCGGCCCCGAGGCAAAAACGCCCACUGAACUCGAAUGCCGCAAGGCUCUUCGAGAGAGGUACUUGGAACCUACUGUGAUUACCUUGAGUUAA
Peronospora matthiolae is the source of this 501-nucleotide messenger RNA. The record is from the annotation of a GenBank genome assembly. Lineage: Eukaryota; Oomycota; Peronosporomycetes; Peronosporales; Peronosporaceae.